AUACGAAGUCAUAUAAAAAAAGUUGAAGACAAGGGAGUAAAGUGCAAAUAUAAUAAACUUUAUAUCAUAGUUCCAGUCCGAGCAACGGAGACCCAACCCCAGAGGCUUGUGAAUUGAAUUCAAUUGAAUUGAAUUGAGUAGGGUUUGAUCGGUUGAAAAUGGUUGGCGAAGAGAAGAGGCAUCAGAUGAUGCAGAACCUAUUCGGCGACCAAUCGGAGGAAGAAGACGACGAUGAGGAAGUCGAAUCGGAGCAUGAAUCCAAUCGCCAGCCCGUCGAUUACGCAUCGGAUGAAGGCGACGGAGGGAUGGAGCCUGAGGUUGAAGGCGAGGCUGAAGUAGAAGGUCAAGGGGAAGUUGAAGCUGAAAUGGAGAGUGAUGGUGACUUACAUGAUGCAGAUCCUGUUCAUGGAGAGAGCGAGGCCGAAAGGGAUCAGAGUUCUCAAGAAGUGGAAGUUGGUGAUCAGAGGGAAGAAAGUGAAGGAAAAGAUUUUGAAAGUGAUGAUCAAGAAGACUAUCGUCAAAGAGUUGUGACAAGCAAGAGAAGGAAUGCCAUUGAAAGUGGAUCAGAAAGAUUUGAGGAAAAUCGCUAUGCUGAAAAUGAAGAUGAAGAAGUUGAGCAGACUAAAAGUCAGAGAUCGCCUGGUGAGGAUGAAGAUGAAGCUCACAUUUCACACACAGCGCCUGAGCUUCGUGAUGUUUUUGGGGACUCUGACGACGAGGAACCAGAGUAUGCAGUUGAAAAUCAAAUUGACCAUGAUUCUAAUAGAUCCCCUAUUGAUGAGGAGGGAAGUUAUGAGAAAGGGCUCAGGCCAGAGGAUAUGGUAGCUGAUGAGGAGGGUCAGUACGAGUCCGAGGAAGAGAAUAUAAAGGCUAAACACAAGGAGAGACCAGUUGGCCCCCCUUUGGAGCUUGGGAUUCCACUGCGACCCCCUCCAGCCCGUCCAGAGAAGAUGAAUAUAAUUAAGGUUUCUAAUAUUAUGGGAAUAGACCCCAAACCAUUUGAUCCUGAGACUUAUGUUGAAGAGGAUGAGUUUGUGACUGAUGAAUCUGGAUCUAAAAAACGUAUUCGCUUGGAGAACAACAUUGUGCGCUGGAGAAAUGUGAAAAACCCUGAUGGCACAAUUACUCGUGAAAGCAAUGCUCGCUUUAUUAGAUGGUCAGAUGGCAGCUUACAGUUACAAAUCGGUAAUGAAGUUCUUGACAUAUCUGUCCAAGAUGCGCGGCAUGAUCAGGCACACCUUUUUCUUAGACAUGAUAAGGGUAUUUUGCAAUCACAAGGAAGACUUCUGCAAAAGAUGAGGUUUAUGCCUUCUUCCUUGACUUCUAAGUCGCACAGAAUGUUGACUGCCCUUGUCGAUUCACGCCACAAAAAAGUUUACAAGGUCAAGAACUGUGUCACAGACAUUGAUCCUGAGAGGGAGAAAGAGCAAAAGGAGAGGGCUGAAAGUCAAACAAUUAGAGCUAACGAGCUUCUUAGUCGGAAGAAGGAAAAGGUUAAUAGGAAAUAUACACAGACUGUUCGCAGGGAGCGCCAACUUUCCCCUGGUUUCUUGGAGGAUGCACUUGAGGAGGAUGAUGAACCUGAUUACUACGAGUCCCGACGCUCUGCCCCUAGACGACGCUUUGAUGAUGACAUGGAAAUGGAGGAUAGAGCAGAGAAGCGGAUUCUCAGCGCAAAGAAGGGGCACAAAGAUAUACCUCGCAAGUCAUUCCCAGCUUCCAAAUCAUCCCGACGCCCGGUUGAUUUUUCAGAUAGUGAGAAAGAGGAGUCUGAGUAUGAAACUGAUGGGGAGGAAGAAUACAGGUCUCCUGCACGUCGGAUGACCGAGGAUCCAGAACUGGACGAUGAAGAAGAGGAAGAAAAUUAUGAAGAGGAGGCUGGUGCUGAUGAAGCAUCAGAGGAAGAGGAGCCAAAGCACAAGGCUAAAGAGUCGCAACGUAACUUCAAGCACAAGGAGAUAGAGUCAGAUGAUGAUUCCCCUAAAAGAAAACCGACAACACACCGUCGCAUGGCGGUUGUGUACGAUAGUGAUGAAGAUUGAUAAAUGCUUUAUGCAAGUAAAGAGAUGCAUGCUUCUUCCUCCGAUGUUGAAAAGUGAUCGACCUUCAGGUGCAAAUACAAGGAAUGCAAACUUUUUUCCUCUUUUCUUUAUCUUUAUGGUUCUCUGCCAAAAGAAUUGUAGUGUUAGUGGGGAGGAAAGUUUUAUAAUUAGUCAUAGUUGAGAAAAGUUUUCUUUUCGUUAAGGUUUUCUUAUAGUGUCCACCAUCUGGAUUGUAAGUAUAUUUGAAUUUGGUUCUUUCCUUAUGAUAUAGAUAAACUUCAGACUUGUGGAUUGGU
Messenger RNA from Daucus carota subsp. sativus, 2338 nucleotides. RefSeq names its product protein LEO1 homolog. The transcript is spliced from 12 exons. Gene Ontology annotation, cellular component: nucleus; Cdc73/Paf1 complex. NCBI's taxonomy places the organism in Eukaryota, Viridiplantae, Streptophyta, Magnoliopsida, Apiales, Apiaceae. Gene Ontology annotation, molecular function: RNA polymerase II C-terminal domain phosphoserine binding. The coding region runs from base 159 to 2042 and encodes 627 amino acids. Gene Ontology annotation, biological process: positive regulation of transcription elongation by RNA polymerase II; transcription elongation by RNA polymerase II. The record is from RefSeq and is a predicted model, not a curated record.